AACGCUUUCUAAUCGUGGGGAAGGGACUCCAUGUGUUUGGCGUAUAUUAAGAAGAUGGGCGCGUCAUUUUUAGCACCCAGCCUCUUCUUCUUGCCUGUCUCUGCCUCUCUCUCUCUCGUUCCUAGGGUUCUGAAGCUGAUCCUCCUCCUGCAUUGUCCUCAUUCUGGGCGGGUGGCCACAAUGUCGAAAGCAGGAGCGAUGGAUCUGGCGACGGGCCUUGGCGGGAAGAUGGACAAGAGCGACGUCCUGUCCGCCGUUGACAAGUAUGAGAAGUAUCAUGUCUGCUAUGGAGGUGAUGAGGAAGAAAGGAGAGCUAACUAUAGUGACAUGGUGAAUAAAUAUUAUGAUCUUGCUACCAGCUUUUAUGAGUUCGGCUGGGGAGAAUCUUUCCAUUUUGCCCACAGAUGGAAAGGGGAGUCUCUACGAGAGAGCAUUAAGAGACAUGAACACUUUCUUGCAUUACAGCUAGGCUUAAAACCUGGGCACAAGGUGCUGGAUGUGGGGUGUGGAAUUGGUGGACCGCUUAGGGAAAUAGCUCGAUUCAGCUCCGCAUCUGUUACAGGAUUAAACAACAAUGAGUACCAGAUAACAAGGGGAAAGGAACUAAACCGCAUUGCAGGCGUGGACAAGACAUGCGGCUUUGUUAAGGCUGAUUUUAUGAAGAUGCCAUUUUCUGACAAUACCUUUGAUGCAGUUUAUGCAAUUGAAGCUACCUGCCAUGCACCCGAUGCUUAUGGGUGUUACAAAGAGAUUUACAGAGUAUUAAAGCCUGGUCAGUAUUUUGCUGCAUAUGAGUGGUGUAUGACUGAUUCCUUUGAUCCGAACAAUGAGACGCACCAAAAGAUAAAGGCAGAAAUUGAGAUCGGAGAUGGCCUUCCUGACAUCAGGUUGACUGGGCAAUGCAUUGAAGCUCUAAAACAAGCAGGUUUUGAGGUCAUAUGGGAAAAAGAUUUUGCUGCCGAGGCACCUGUCCCUUGGUACCUGCCUUUGGAUAAAACUCAUUUCUCCCUGUCUAGCUUCCGCCUCACUGCUAUUGGGCGUUUGAUUACCAAAAACAUGGUGAAGGCUCUAGAGUAUGUGGGCCUAGCCCCUAAAGGAAGCCUAAGGGUUCAAGAUUUUCUGGAAAAGGCUGCAGAGGGCUUAGUUGAAGGUGGAAGGAAAGAUAUUUUUACGCCGAUGUACUUCUUCUUGGCCCGGAAGCCCCUAUCUGAGAAUCAGUGACGUGGGACCGUGCAGAUUUAACUUAUUCUGAAGAAAUGGGGUCUUUCAGUAUCCGACUAAUCGGUAGAAUUUCAUGUGUUUAGAUGAUUGGACGGUUAUUGUGCCUGGGAUUCUACGCUUUGGCUUUUUUUCAGUUGCUUGUGUGAGUGCCUUUCUUUGUUCCUUUAAAACAUGCUUGUUUGCUGCGAGCAAUUUGUAUCAGAUGUCGCCUAAGUUUGAAUCUUUUCCAGUCGUCGAAUGGACCGAACAACUUUCUAAUUGUUCAGAUUAAUGAUCAUGUCAAUUUGGUCGUGUCUUA
Molecule: messenger RNA, 1519 nt
Organism: Eucalyptus grandis
Lineage: Eukaryota; Viridiplantae; Streptophyta; Magnoliopsida; Myrtales; Myrtaceae
Product: cycloartenol-C-24-methyltransferase
Exons: 14
Coding region: 31-1221 (396 amino acids)
Biological process (GO): sterol biosynthetic process
Cellular component (GO): endoplasmic reticulum
Molecular function (GO): sterol 24-C-methyltransferase activity
Source: RefSeq, a predicted model, not a curated record